Messenger RNA from Exserohilum turcica Et28A, 216 nucleotides. RefSeq lists its product as uncharacterized. Gene Ontology annotation, biological process: translation. The record is from RefSeq and is a predicted model, not a curated record. The transcript has a single exon. Gene Ontology annotation, molecular function: structural constituent of ribosome. The coding region runs from base 1 to 216 and encodes 71 amino acids. NCBI's taxonomy places the organism in Eukaryota, Fungi, Ascomycota, Dothideomycetes, Pleosporales, Pleosporaceae. Gene Ontology annotation, cellular component: ribosome.
AUGCGUCCGCUGGCGCCGGUCGUGAUCCAGUAUUCGGGACGGAACAGGCGCGACCCCAUUGCCAAUGUGACGCCCGAAGGCCGCGCCAUUCCCGGGGACAAUCAGUCGUUUGCGCUCGCUGGGUUCGUCCGCGCCAUGGGUGAGGCGGAUGACUCGAUGAACCGGUUGGCGCAGCAGAGUGGAUAUCUGGAGAAGGUGUGGAGCGCUGUCAAAUAA